Messenger RNA from Sorghum bicolor (sorghum), 2892 nucleotides. Its product is annotated as titin. Bases 16 to 2892 code for a protein of 958 amino acids. NCBI's taxonomy places the organism in Eukaryota, Viridiplantae, Streptophyta, Magnoliopsida, Poales, Poaceae. The transcript is spliced from 6 exons. The record is from RefSeq and is a predicted model, not a curated record.
UCAACUAUAAAUAGCAUGCCGCUCUUCUCCAACCAUCACGACAAGAACCUGCAGCUAUCAAGUGAUACACAGAUCGAGAUCGCAGCAGCACAGAAGCAUAAGCGAUUCGAUAUGGUUUCCAAGAGAACCAUGUCGUCCUCCCUCGCCUUCCUCAUGGCACUGCUGCUCUCUUGCAGCACCAUGAGCAGCGCGGCACGGUACCUGGAGGAGACGAAGCCUGCAGAGGAGUACCCGCCGCAUCCCACCGUGCCGGAGAUCCCCAAGCCAGAACUGCCACCGCAUCCCACCGUUCCGGAGUUGCCCAAGCCUGAGCUGCCUCCACACCCCACUGUGCCGGAGCUGCCCAAGGCUGAACUGCCACCACACCCCGCCGUGCCAGAGCACCCAAAGCCUGAACCGCCACCGCACCCUACUGUGCCAGAGCACCACCCUACCGUGCCAGAGCUCCCAAAGCCUGAACUGCCGCACCCCACCGUGCCGGAGGUUCCUAAGCCCGAGCUACCACACCCCGCUGUGCCGGAGCUGCCGCACUCUGCUGUCCCUGAGGUGCCAAAACCCGAGCUGCCGCACCCUGCUGUACCGGAGGUUCCGAAGCCAGAGCUGCCGCCGCACCCUGCUGCACCGGAGGUUCCCAAGCCAGAGAUGCCCCAUCCGGCUGUACCGGAGGUUCAGAAACCUGAGCUGCCGCACCCAGAGGUGCCAAAGCCUGAACUGCCGCCACACCCCACCGUACCAGAAGUGCCUGAGGUGCCAAAGCAUGAGCUGCCACCCAAGCCGGAGAGCCACUACCCGGUGCCCGAGGCCAAGCCAAGCAGGAAAUCAGGAUGGAGAUCAGAGGGACGAAUUAAGGACCAAAAUCUUAACAACCACGGGGAUGCAGAUGACCUACCAGCUGCUACCAACGGCAACAUACAAGAUAUGGCUCCACCAUCACACAACGAUCUAGUUCGCUCUACUGAUCGAGAGUCGUCGAGACUCGACUCGACACGGGGCAGUAGUACACUACACGUACAAAGCUCACAACCAAGAGGUGUCAUGGCUGCCAAGAGCACCAUGAUUCCUUCCCUUGUCCUCCUCAUCGCGCUGCUGCUCUCGUGCAGCGGCAUUAGCGGCGCAGCGCGGCUGCUGGAGGAGGCGGAGUACCCGCACCCUGCCACGCCGGCGGAGCUGCCAAAGCCCGAGCUGCCGCCGCACCCCACGGUGCCGGAGCUGCCGAAACCCGAGGUGCCAGCACACCCCGCCACGCCAGAGCUGCCCAAGCCUGAGAUACCUGAGCACUUGCCGGAGUUGCCCAAGCCCGAGCUGCCUCCUCCUCACCCAGCUGCGGUGCCUGAACUGCCCAAGCCUGAGGUAGUACCCGAACACCCCGCCGUUCCAGAGCUGCCGAAGCCCGAGCUGCCUCCUCACCCCGCCGUCCCGGAGCUGCCAAAGCCCGAGGUGCCGGCGGCGCACCCCACCGUGCCGGAGCUUCCGAAGCCCGAGCUGCCUCCUCACCCCACGGUGCCAGAGCUGCCAAAGCCGGAGGUGCCAAAGCAUGAGCUGCCACCAAAGCCCGAGAGCCACUAUCCGGUGCCAGAGACCAAGCCCGGCACGAGCAGCGCGGCGCGGCUGCUGGAGGAGGUGGCGGCGCCCAAGGAGGAGUACCCGCACCCUGAAGUGCCAGAGCUGCCCAAGCCUGAGCUCCCGCCGCACCCUACGGUGCCGGAGUUUCCUAAGCCUGAGCUGCCGCCGCAUCCGGUCUUGCCGGAGCUGCCAAAGCCCGAGGUGCCCGUGCACCCCGCCGUGCCGGAGAAGUUGCCGAAGCCUGAGCUGCCGAAGCCCGAGGUGCCGGAGCACCCUGCUGCUGUGCCGGAGUUGCCAAAGCCUGAGCUGCCACCACAUCCCACUCCCACCGUGCCUGAGCUGCCCAAGCCCGAGGUGCCGGAGCACCCUGCUGCCGUGCCGGAGUUGCCAAAGCCCGAGCUUCCUCCUCACCCCACCGUCCCUGAGCUGCCGAAGCCUGAGGUGCCGGAGCACCCUGCUGCCGUGCCGGAGCUGCCGAAGCCUGAGAUGCCUGAGCACCCCACCGUGCCGGAGCUGCCACCUCUGGCUGAACCUGAGUUGCCAGUGCCACCAAAGGCCGAGAGCCACUACCCGGAGCCAGAGACCAAGCCCAUCGACCAACCAGAUCACACUCAGGUCGUCUCAGAAUUCCCAACUAAUCAAACCAUACACAAGUACGAAGACAAGAAGGCAAGAAGCACAAAUAGAGCACGAUUGAGUGCAAACCAUCGUCCAAUCAUGGCUUCGAGUUCUAGGAGCACGGUGUCUUCGUUUCUCUUGGUGGCACUGCUGCUCUGCUGCAGCCGCAUGAGCAGCGCGGCGCGGUUGCUGGAGGAGGCGCCGCCCAAGGAGGAAUACCCCCACCCUGCCGUGCCGGAGCUGCCAAAACCAGAGCUGCCGCCGCACCCUACCGACGUCGUGCCGCCUGAGGUGCCUCACCCAGUGCCGGAGCAGCCGAAGCCCGAGCUUCCACCGCACCCGGCCGUCCCCGAGCUGCCGAAGCCUGAGGUGCCUCACACAGUGCCGGAGCAGCCGAAGGCCGAGCUGCCACCGCACCCGGCCGUCCCCGAGCUGCCGAAGCCUGAGGUGCCGCACCCAGUGCCGGAGCUGCCCACGCCCGAACUGCUGCCUCCUCACCCGGCCGUCCCAGAGCUUCCAAAGCCUGAGGUGCCGCCGCACCCAGUGGCGCCAGAGCUGCCAAAGCCUGAACUCCCUCCUCACCCGACCGUGCCAGAGCUGCCGCACCCAGACGUUCCGGAGGUGCCAAACCACGAGUUGCCGCCUCUGCCGAAAGCUGAGCUGCCACCGAAGCCGGAGGGCCACUACCCGGAGCCGGAGGCAAAACCAUGA